AUGUUCGCCUCUGUUGUCUUGACUACUCUCGCCGCCGCCGGCAGCGCACAUGCUGCCGUAGCACAAGGUUCCUGGGGCGUCCGCGCAGAUUACUCCCGCUGCGACAGCACCACACCACUGGAGGUCGUCCUCGACGGCGCCACCAGCAAGUCCUCCCCCGCGGCCAACAUCACCGACUUCGACAUCCCAGCGCCCUUCGGCGGCAGCCUGGUCAUCAAGGUCGCCGGCUCGGUGGGCCUCGGCUCGCCCUACCCGCCGCAGCAGGUCGGCGUCGAGAUCUUCGCCGAGGCAGCGGGGGGAGACCCGGGCGCCUGGGGCAAUGCGACGAUAACACCCGGGACCGGACAGCCGGCGUCCAUCUCGCAGAUUUCUUGGAACACGCGGGACGACAUCACCCUCGCGCCGGCCGAGAACGAGGAGGUCUCGCUUGAGACGAUCUUCGAUGGUGGCAGCUUGGUUGUUUACUAUUGCGGUGUCCCAGAGGCUGGCGGGCCCGUUGCAUAG
Molecule: messenger RNA, 504 nt
Organism: Diaporthe citri
Lineage: Eukaryota; Fungi; Ascomycota; Sordariomycetes; Diaporthales; Diaporthaceae
Exons: 3
Coding region: 1-504 (167 amino acids)
Source: RefSeq, a predicted model, not a curated record